AAAAAAAGUCAAUAAUUGUCUUUAGUAGAGUUUGAUAAUUUAUUUCCAAUUAUUCCGAGAAAACGACGAUGUUUUUUGCAAUCAUCCUUCUCGUCCACACCAUUCUCCUUCCGUCGACGCUUCUUUAUCAGUGUGCCACUGCCAAAAGACCAGCUAAUCAGCGAAAAUCUCAAAGAUCAACCAAAUCUCGGAAGUCUAGCCGUCGUAGUCGUCGUAGAAAUGGAAGAUCUCGAAAAUCGAGCCGUAGUGGAAAAUCUUCGAGAUCCUCAAAAUCAGGAAGAUCAUCGAAAUCUUCCAAUUCCACCAAAACUACAGGAUCUAAAUCUAGCAAGUCGAGCAGAUCUCAACGCUCUAACAAGUCAAACAAGAUGGUUACUAACCCAAAAGGGUUCAGUGAUAGAAAGAUACGUGCAGCAAUUCUUGCCGACCAGAAAGCCGCUGCAGAUGCCGUGAAGUCUCAAAAACUCUCAUCAAACAACUCAUCGGAAAAGCAAUUGAAUGCUCAUAAUGACAACAAAAUCUCGUAUGUUAAUGUUCGUGUGAUUCCUCAUGAAUUAAUCUUUCCUCCAAUUGGUGGCAUGAAGCAUGUUCGUGUGAAGAAUUCGACUGGAAAACCUAUUGCCUACAUGGCAAAAUGCUCGGAUAACAUUUUGUUCAGAAUCAAUCCAGUUUAUGGAAUUAUUGAUACCGAUCGUGAUGCUCAAAUUAAUAUUUUGAGAGAAAACGGAGCUGCAAAACAUGAUAAACUCGUCAUUGUCACAACUGUUCAUCAUGAUGCUAACAAGACUGCUCAGCACACUUUUUCUCAACUCAAUCAGGGCAUCGAAAAUCCAAAUUACAAUGUCAAUGUCGUCCCGCUUCUUACUCAGUAAUCGAACUUUUCAAACUUGUGUAGAAUUCUAGAGAAUGAAUGUUUUGAAUAUUUUA
Messenger RNA from Caenorhabditis elegans, 927 nucleotides. It is a transcript of the gene F42A9.7, whose product is annotated as Major sperm protein. The transcript is spliced from 3 exons. Lineage: Eukaryota; Metazoa; Nematoda; Chromadorea; Rhabditida; Rhabditidae. The record is from RefSeq and is marked reviewed. Bases 69 to 872 code for a protein of 267 amino acids.